AUGGAGCAGACGUACGCAGUUAAUCAAAAUGAUGAAGAAAUUCCUGAGUUUUUAUUGAAACGAGAUGACGAUGCGAGUUCGAACUCGAAUCCGUGUAAAUUGUGUAAUGCCAAAACUCUAAUGCAAAUCGCUGUUGAUCAAAGUAAAGAAGAAAUGGUAGAGCUACUUUUAAAAGCAUACGGUGCAGAUGUUAAUAGUCUACGUGGUCCUGGUGUUUUACAAGUAAGUCCACUACAUUUUGCUGUCCAAUGCCUAAACUCGGAAGCAGUAGAAUUGAUCUUGAAUGAUUGUGUCGUUGAUAUAAAUAUAGUGAACAAGUGUAAAAAUUCAGCGCUUCAUUACGCAGUUUCCGCGACCGUCAAUAAUAUUAUAAGACAACUUCUUAAUGCUGGUGUUGAUAUUAAUUUAAAAAACGUUGAUGGUACAACAGCAUUUACUUUAAAAGUAAUUCAUUCACAAAAAGUUAACGACACAAUUACCGAACAUAUUGCAAAACUCAGUGCGGCGAACUUUUAUGUCAAUGAACAAAAUUUAGCAGUCGUACAUAGGAAAAAAUUCGGUGAAUUACGCGACCAGUGUUUAAGCGAAAUUGAAAAAAUGAAGAUAACAUAUGUUGGUACGAGUAAUGUUACAAUUUAUAAUGUUUUGUGUAAUAAAUGUGAGCACAAAUUAGCUGUAAGUUUAAGCUACGUUAGUGAUAGUACUAUUUUAGAUUUGGACCUUCAAUCUCUUUUUCCACUGUACGGUGGAAUGAUAAGUUAUCGUUUGCAAAAAGCAUUAGGACGAAAGAAAUUGUUAUUCAAUGCAAUUAGUUUAACUAAUGAUAUUUUCGAUGAAAUCCAACAUCCAAAUAAAUGA
Microplitis mediator is the source of this 858-nucleotide messenger RNA. RefSeq names its product putative ankyrin repeat protein RF_0381. Bases 1 to 858 code for a protein of 285 amino acids. NCBI's taxonomy places the organism in Eukaryota, Metazoa, Arthropoda, Insecta, Hymenoptera, Braconidae. The record is from RefSeq and is a predicted model, not a curated record. Gene Ontology annotation, molecular function: protein binding. The transcript is spliced from 4 exons.